Messenger RNA from Sus scrofa (pig), 1885 nucleotides. It is a transcript of the gene WIPI1, whose product is annotated as WD repeat domain, phosphoinositide interacting 1. Gene Ontology annotation, molecular function: protein binding. Lineage: Eukaryota; Metazoa; Chordata; Mammalia; Artiodactyla; Suidae. The record is from RefSeq and is marked provisional.
GCUGAGGUGGCUGUCGCCCGCUCCGAGCUGCGGCUUCCCCGGGUCGAACCCCGAUGGAGGCCGAGGCCGCGGGCCGCCCCCCAGGCAGGGUCGAGGCGGCGCUCAGCUGCUUCUCUUUCAACCAGGACUGCACAUCCCUCGCCAUUGGAACCAAAGCCGGUUAUAAGCUGUUCUCUUUGAGUUCUGUGGAGCAACUGGACCAAGUCCACGGGAGCAAUGAAAUCCCAGACGUCUACAUCGUGGAGCGCCUCUUCUCCAGCAGCCUGGUGGUGGUGGUGAGUCACACGAAGCCGCGCCAAAUGAAUGUCUAUCACUUCAAGAAAGGCACGGAGAUCUGUAAUUACAGCUACUCCAGCAACAUCCUGUCCAUCAGGCUGAACCGGCAGAGGCUGCUCGUCUGCCUGGAGGAGUCUAUUUACAUUCACAACAUUAAAGACAUGAAGCUGUUGAAGACCAUCCUGGAUAUUCCUGCAAACCCAACAGGUCUGUGCGCCCUCUCUAUCAACCAUUCCAAUUCUUACGUGGCCUAUCCUGGAAGCCUGACGACAGGAGAGAUUGUGCUGUACGAUGGACACUCCCUGAAAACACUCUGCACCAUUGCUGCCCAUGAGGGGACACUGGCUGCCAUCGCCUUCAAUGCCGCCGGCUCCAAACUGGCGAGCGCGUCGGAGAAGGGCACUGUCAUCCGGGUGUUCUCGGUACCCGAAGGGCAAAAGCUCUAUGAGUUUCGGAGAGGAAUGAAAAGGUAUGUGACCAUCAGCUCUCUGGUUUUCAGUAUGGAUUCCCAGUUCCUCUGUGCCUCAAGCAACACAGAAACUGUGCACAUCUUCAAGCUGGAACACCUCACCAACAGCCGGCCGGAGGAGCCUUCCACCUGGAGCGGCUACAUGGGGAAGAUGUUCCUGGCCGCGUCCAACUACCUCCCCGCCCAGGUGUCCGACAUGAUGAACCAGGACCGGGCCUUUGCCACCGGGCGUCUGCACUUCUCCGGGCAGAGGAACAUCUGCACGCUGUCCACGAUCCAGAAAUUGCCCAGGCUCUUGGUCGCAUCCUCCGAUGGACACCUGUACAUCUACAAUUUGGACCCUCAGGACGGAGGAGACUGUGUCCUAAUCAAGACCCACAGCUUGCUUGGCUCAGGAACCACCGAAGAGAAUAAAGAAAAUGACCUCAAACCUUCAUUACCUCAGUCUUACGCCGCCACUGUAGCCAGACCAAGCCCGUCUUCAGCCUCCACGGUGCCAGGUUAUUCCGAGGACGGCGGGGCGCUCCGAGGAGAGGUUAUUCCCGAACACGAGUUUGCGACGGGACCAGUGUGUCUUGAUGAUGAGAAUGAAUUCCCCCCUAUAAUCUUGUGCCGCGGAAAUCAGAAGGGCAAAACGAAGCAGUCAUGAUGAGCAGCGCGCCUCAGAAAUCAGGACCUCCCUGUCAGGUGGUUUUGGAGGAAACCAGGAAGGUGGAAGAAAGGCGUGCGGUUGUGUGAGCGGAACGGGGGCAGGAACCCCAGGCGCCGCCUGCUUAAGCCCCGGGACGGGACGCGGUCCGCUGUCCAGCAAGCUCUUCUCAGCCCCGGUCGCCGGUGGGGACAGGUGACGUGGUGUAUCUACGUCCCACUAUUGAAAGUGUGUUACAACCACAGCGUCGACGCGAACUAACCAUAUUGGUCUCUAACCCGAAGUUUAUAUUUCAAAGGGCAUCCUUUUUAAAAUGUAUGCUGUGUAAAAAUGUACUUACAGGAAGACCUCUUCGAACUGUAUUUCUUGUAUAUGACAUACAUAGAGAGACUGUUUUAGCCAAGCAAAAUAUUUUUGCAGUGAUUGAGAAUAAAUCAUUUAUUACCUUUCAGUCCCACUUAGGACACUAAUAAUAAAACCAUGGCAAUGCA